Danio rerio (zebrafish) is the source of this 856-nucleotide messenger RNA. It is a transcript of the gene snap23.2, whose product is annotated as synaptosome associated protein 23.2. The record is from RefSeq and is marked validated. NCBI's taxonomy places the organism in Eukaryota, Metazoa, Chordata, Actinopteri, Cypriniformes, Danionidae. Gene Ontology annotation, cellular component: presynapse.
GGAUUUUUUUGUGUGAUGCAAUACAGAAAAGUUUUAAAACAACUCAACAGAACUCCGGUGCCACUUUGAGAGCAAGUUCACAAAUAAGAGGAAUAUACAUGUUAGAAAGUUUCUCGUUUUUACGUGAUUUUUAACAAGAGUGUUUGUGAGAUUCUAGCAGAAUCCCAGUCCAGCGUGAUGUCAGAGGAACAGAUCACAAUUAAAGCAAACCAUGUAACAAACGCGUCUCUUGAAAGCACUAGACGAAUAGCUCAAAUGACAGAAGAGUGUUUGAACAUGGGAGCCGAAACUAUGACUAUGUUGGAUGAACAGGGAGAAAAACUACAUAAUGUGAAAAGGGAAUUGGGACAUAUAAACCAGGACAUAAAACAGGCUCAAGCGAACUUGAAUAAACUGUCCAGCUGGACAUGGAAGAGCUUUUGUUCCAGACUGAAGCCCACCAAAAGAGAAAGUACAUCUAAGCAAGCAAGCAAACCGAAAGAAAGGCAGAAUGUGGCAUCGUGCCACCCAGCUGCUGUCCAAAAAGGGCAGGCUGUUUCUGCUGAGUCAACAGCCCCCUCCGGCCCCUAUAUCACUAGAAUAACAAAUGAUGAACGGGAAAAUGAGAUGGAAGACAAUCUGACCAAGCUGGGCCACUGCAUUAAGAUUAUAAGGGACCAAACACUGGAAAUAAACAACAAGCUCGACGAACAGAACAAAACCAUUCAGGACAUCCAGAAUGACGUUGACCAAGCUAAUGAUGAUGUUGCUACUGCGAAUAAACAGGCCAAGAAAUGUUAAGUGAAACACAUCUCAACAUCAAAUCCCCUCAGUGUAAAAAAAAGGAUAGAAUAAACUGUAAAUCUCUAAAAGUCUA